This is a messenger RNA of Geodia barretti, 249 nucleotides long. The record is from the annotation of a GenBank genome assembly. Lineage: Eukaryota; Metazoa; Porifera; Demospongiae; Tetractinellida; Geodiidae.
CAACCGUGUACCCCGGCCUCAAUCAGGUUGAGGCAGGGUCUGUACCGGGGUGAUUUUGAGGGCCGCUAUCAGAGGCAAAGCCGUGUCAGGGGUAUUGAUAUCCCUGACAUUUCCUGCCAAAUCCUGACAUUUUGCGGUUUCGGCACCGUCCCGUUGCCGACCGGGUUGGAGGUAGGCCCUGCUCCGGGGUGGCGGCCGCGCCGGAGUUGAGGUCGCGGCAGUCAGCCAUUGGUGCGCUCCGUGCGUCCG